AUGGGUGACAAUUGGGAUGAUGAUACAAGUACAUCAAAUCAGAAAUCCACUGGGAGUAGCUUUAGUUUUGGACAAACAACGUCAUCUGGUUCACAACUAUUAGGUCUUGGACGUGGCAAAGUACAAGCCGCAGUAACCGAUGAACCAAAUGGAAAAUGGAAUCCAAAUCGAGCAGAUUCUAAGACUGAUGAUGAUAACAAUACGCCAAAAAGAGUAUUUGGUGGAUUCCGAAAUGGAGGCGACAAUGAAGGAAGUGGUAGCAGUGGGAGUUUUGGACGAGGGGGAGGAGGAGGCUUUCGUGGAGGACGUGGGGGUAGAGGUGGUGGAAAUGAUUCAAAUUCAAGAGCUUGCUUUAAUUGUGGUCAAGAGGGUCAUCAGUCAAAAGAUUGUACGGAGCCAAGAAAACCACGAGAAGGGGGUUUUGGUGGACGAGGCGGUCGUGGUGGAGAAUCAUCGAGCCGUGGAGGAUUUUCAGGCUUUGGUUCAAGAAAUCGAGAUAAUGAUGAAAAUAGUGGAUCAAGUAACAACAGAGCAUGCUUCAAUUGUAAUCAAGAGGGUCAUAUGUCACGAGAUUGUCCGGAACCAAGGAAACCAAGAGACAGUAAUUUUAGCCACUCCCGUGGCGGAUCAACAGCAACACGUGGCGGUGGAUUUGGUAGUUUCAGACCAGAAAACAAUGGCGGCGGUGACACAGGCGAAAAGAAAGCGUUCGGUGGCUGGGGUCGAAAAGCAAAUGAAAAUGAGGAUUCUAAUGCUGAUCAAAACGAUGAACCAAAACGAGCAUUUGGUAGCUUUCAUCAAAAUAACAAUAGCGAACCAAAAAGACCGUUCGGUGGUUUCCGGAAUGAAGGUGAGGAAGGGAGUAAUAUGGGCGCUGGUUUCAAUACGUCACGUGGAGGCUUUGGUGGCCGAGGAGGAAGAGGCUGCUUUAAUUGUAAUCAAGAAGGACAUCAGUCACGAGACUGUACCCAGCCGAGAAAACCACGAGAAGGAGGUAGUGCACGAGUUGAACGUGGCGAUAAUGAUCGUGGAUUUUUUGGUAGCACUGGAAGAAAAGAACAUGGAUCUGAUGACAUUUUAGAAGGCCAAACCGCUAAACCACAAGUUGAACGUUAUAUACCACCACCAGCUCCAACCACUCGAGAGGAUAUAUUUGGAACUGCAACACAAAAAGGAGAAAAUUUUCAAAAAUAUCAUACGACCCGUGUGAAAUGUUCUCCUGAAGGAAAAAUAGUACCAAUUGAAAUGUAUGAAGAAGCUGGUCUUAAUACAGAAGUUUUAGCAAAUAUUCGAUUGGCUUCUUAUGAUGAGCCAACAGCCAUACAACGAUAUGCAUUACCAGCUAUUUGUAGCCGACACGAUUUAAUGGCUUGUGCACAGACAGGCUCGGGAAAAACGGCAGCUUUUUUGCUACCAAUCAUUUCGAACCUAUUGGAGUUUCAUAAAGAGGAAUUGUUUGAAUCACAUCAUCCACCAGCGCCAUUAUGUUUGGUAGUGUCACCGACAAGAGAAUUGGCAUUACAAACGGAACGAGAAGCGAGAAAAUUUGCUUUCAAUACAAACGUGAAAGCAUGUUCGGUCGUUGGCGGCCAUGAUAUGUUCACAGUUUCUGAUCGUUUGAGAGACGGCUGUCAUAUUCUGUCAGCAACGACAGGACGUUUGAAAGAUAUGGUCGAAAAGGGACGUAUCUCACUCAGGAAAGUAAAAUAUUUUGUUCUUGAUGAAGCUGAUCGUAUGUUGGAUACUGGCUUUGAACCAGAUAUUCGAAAACUUCAAGAAUUAGGAUUACCAGCCAAAGAAGAUCGACAAACGUCUAUGUUCAGUGCCACAUUUCCCGAUGAAGUUCAACAUUUGGCCAAAGCAUUUUUAGGAGAUUAUAUAUUUUUGGCUGUUGGUCAUGUCGGUGGAGCAAACGAAGAUAUUGUUCAAACCAUUGAACUUGUACGAGACUCAGAUAAAAAAGAUCGUUUAAUAGCAUUAUUAGAAGAAAAACUUGGAAACGAAAGAUGUUUGAUAUUCGUUGAAACAAAACGUCAGGCCGAUUAUAUUGGCAUACUAUUAUCACAAAAAGGACUUAUAAGCACAACUAUGCAUGGUGAUCGAACACAAAGACAACGUACAGAAGCUGUUGAACAGUUUUCAAAUGGUAGAUGUCCAAUAUUAGUAGCUACGAGUGUAGCGGCUCGUGGAUUAGAUUUUCCUUUAAUUGGCUAUGUAGUCAAUUAUCAUUUACCAGAUUCAAGUGACUUUUAUGUACAUCGUAUUGGUCGCACGGGCCGCGCCGGUCAUAUUGGCAAAUCAAUAUCGUUCUUUGAUCCUGAGAGAGAAUCAGAUCGACGAAUUGCACCUGAUCUAAUACACAAAUUACAAGAAGCUGGCCAAGAAGUUCCAGAGUUUCUUCAAGAACAAGUGUCAGGUGGUGGUGGAAGAUUCGAAACAAGUGGUUUUGGCCAUUCGUCUGAUACACGUGUUGCUGGACGAUCAAAUAACACUGCCGUUGCAAAAACAACAGCAACAGCUGGUGAAGCUGAUAGCUGGGAUUAA
Didymodactylos carnosus is the source of this 2544-nucleotide messenger RNA. The record is from the annotation of a GenBank genome assembly. NCBI's taxonomy places the organism in Eukaryota, Metazoa, Rotifera, Eurotatoria, Philodinida, Philodinidae.